AUGAGUAGUGAUAAAUAUGUUAAAAACUGUUCGGGUCAAAGGACUCCCACACCUACCAUUCAUUUGAGUUUUGAAAGGGUUGAAAUUGCAAUAGAUGUUGCACAUAGGAAACUUGCUACAUACGAAAUACUGCUUGAACUCAGGGUAAUCAAUGUUAAGCUUAAGAGAGCUGCAAUAAUCUUCAGGGAACCAAUUGUAACUGGUCCAAUGUUAGACUCUUACUCUACAAGUCUUGCAAUGGUACCUAAAGGCAACAUUAAGAAGCUACAUAAGAUAUCCACGAAGUCGUUUUCUGCUUCAGCAAAUAAGACUUUGUUCGUGCAUUUGUUCACCAAAAGUUUCAAUGACACUUGCACAUCUGCUUGA
Messenger RNA from Sphenostylis stenocarpa, 366 nucleotides. NCBI's taxonomy places the organism in Eukaryota, Viridiplantae, Streptophyta, Magnoliopsida, Fabales, Fabaceae. The record is from the annotation of a GenBank genome assembly.